AUGGUGUUCUUCACGUGCAACGCGUGUGGAGAAUCUUUGAAAAAAGCCCAGGUUGACAAACAUGUGACUAUUUGCCGGGGAUGCCAAGUCUUAUCCUGCAUAGACUGUGGUAAAGACUUUUGGGGAGAUGAUUAUAAGAACCACAACAAAUGCAUCAGUGAGGAUCAGAAAUAUGGAGGCAAAGGCUAUGAAGCCAAAACAAACAAGGGUGAUGUCAAACAGCAACAAUGGAUCCAAAAAAUUCAUGAUGCUAUGAAUAAGCCAGGCAUAAAUCCCAAACUGAAGGAUGUGCUGAAACAGGUCAGCUCAUAUGACAAUGUUCCUAGGAAGAAAGCCAAGUUUCAGAAUUGGAUGAAGAACAGUUUGAAAAUCCAUAACGCCUCUUUGCAUGAUCAGGUGUGGGAGAUCUUCUCUGCGGCCACCAGCAAUGUUCCAGAGAAAGGCAGUGAGCAACAACAGCCGGAGCAGAGUCCUGUCUCUGUCCCACAAAAGAACGGAACAGGUCCAUCCGAGCAGAACACAGAGGAGGAAAACCCCGUGAAGGCGAAAAAGAAAAACAAACAAGAGCGAAAAGAGGAACGACAGAAAAAGAAAAAAACCAGGGAAAUGAAUGAGAAUGCAAAUGGAGAUGAAUCACAACCAGCACAGAACGGAGUGGAAGAUAACUCCAAAAAGCAACAGAAAAAGAAGAAGAGGAAAAGAGAAGAAGAGGAGGAAGAAGUGGAGGGUGUAGAGGAAAACCAGAAUGGUCAUGCCUCAGAGAAAAAGACAUCAAAAAAACAAAAAAAGAGAAAAGAGGAAAAUUCAGAAGAGAGCCAAACCCCCGAGCAGCCGAAAGAGGAGGAACAAGCAGAGGUAGAAGGUGAAACCAACACCAAAGGAAAGUUUAACUGGAAGGGGACAAUUAAAGCGGUCUUACGCCAGGCCCCUGAGGAAGGAUUUGCCGUGAAGAAACUCAGGAAAAAGGUGCUGGCAGCAUACUAUUCAUUCAGUGGAGAUGAUAACUACAGGUCUGAAGAGGAGCUUCUCUCUCUUUUCAACAAGAAACUCAACAAUAAUCCCAAAUUUAAGAUUAUCAAAGACAAAGUCCGACUGGUCAAAUGAUCCUCUCUUUUUUUUUUUGUUUUGUUUUUGGUCUUAUUUUUGGCCACUCAGUGGACCUAUGUAACGCACGCAGUCUUCACCAUUGCCCGCACACUUUGUCUCAUCUGGUGUGAAUAAAUACUUCAGAGACCUACAGCCUUGAUCUCUUCCAUGUAAGAGUUCAUCCAUUGUGACAGUUCAGCAAAUGAUAGGGUAUAAAUGCGAUCAAGUACAGCACAACACCUGUUGUGCUUUCAGCUUUUGGCUUGUGCUUUAAUGCACAAAGUCAUUGCAUAAGUCAAUUCAAACUAAGCUUAGAGCUCACAAAAAGUACCUUUUUGGCAGAUUCAGUU
This is a messenger RNA of Chanos chanos (milkfish), 1436 nucleotides long. It is a transcript of the gene lyar, whose product is annotated as Ly1 antibody reactive homolog (mouse). Gene Ontology annotation, biological process: negative regulation of transcription by RNA polymerase II; rRNA processing. Bases 1 to 1104 code for a protein of 367 amino acids. Gene Ontology annotation, molecular function: DNA binding. The transcript is spliced from 8 exons. Gene Ontology annotation, cellular component: nucleolus. The record is from RefSeq and is a predicted model, not a curated record. Lineage: Eukaryota; Metazoa; Chordata; Actinopteri; Gonorynchiformes; Chanidae.